Molecule: messenger RNA, 2645 nt
Organism: Portunus trituberculatus (swimming crab)
Lineage: Eukaryota; Metazoa; Arthropoda; Malacostraca; Decapoda; Portunidae
Product: complex I assembly factor ACAD9, mitochondrial-like
Exons: 16
Coding region: 151-2463 (770 amino acids)
Molecular function (GO): flavin adenine dinucleotide binding; oxidoreductase activity, acting on the CH-CH group of donors
Source: RefSeq, a predicted model, not a curated record
AACUGCCGUAGCACAACACUGACCGCAACCGUGGGCGUGGUCUGUCAGCAUAUCUCAGUCAGACUACAAACUCUUCACUCGAGAUCUGACUCAGUAUUUCACGAGAGCUCAUAGUGUUAAGGUGUUUCGCUCCGUCAGCUGCAGUACAAGAUGAAGCCAUGGGGCGAGAAGGAGUUUUGGGGACUCGGGGAGGAGUUUGAUCCUGACUGGCUGCUGACGGAGGAACAGAAGCAGCUUAGGACCGAUCUGAUGGAAGUGUGCAGGACUAAGAUCAGACCCAAGGCAAUCGAGUGUGAUCGCACGUACCAGUUUCCUAAGGAAUCCAUCAAAGCUUUGGGGGACAUGGGACUGCUGGGGCUCAUUAUUCCGAAGGAGAUAGGCGGGCUGGGCCAUAACCAUGUCUGUGCAGCGAUGGUGGUGGAGAUCCUGGCGCGCUACGGUUGUCCUUCCACUGCUAUGAUCUUCACCAUGCACAUCACGUCGUGCUCCACGCUGCUCUUCCGCUACCACAACAACCCUCACCUACAGCACCUCUUGCGCCGUAUCACCAAAGAGAAACUCCUUGGGGCAGUGAGCGCCUCUGACCCGGCCACAGGGGGGCAUGAUUGGUACCCAAUCUCCUCCAAGGUGAAGUACUUGAAGGAUGAGAAAGCAGUGCAGCUUCUCAAGUUUGGCUCAUGGGUCACCAGCGCCGGAUAUGCUGACUUCUACUCCAUCAUGACUGUCAGUCCGACGUUUGAAACCAGUUAUGGGAACAUGUCACUCUUUGUAGUGUACAAGGAUGAAGUACGAGCAAACACAGAUGACUGGAGUGCACUGGGUAUGCAUGCCAACAACUCGGGCCCUUUGCUGGUGGAGGGGGAGUUCAGCAUGGAGAGAAUGAUUGGUCCUCCUGGUGAUGCAGCCAAGAGCAUGGUUGAAUGCAUUGAUGUUUACUUCUUGCUGUUGACAUCAUCCUGCUGGAAUGGUAUUGCUAUGGGCUGCCUUGACAUUGCCAAGCGCCACCUCACUACCAGUGCCCAUGCUGACAUUGGCAUGCGGAUCUGUGACUAUCCAACCAUUCAGGAUGCAUAUGGGGAAUGUGUGAUAGACACAACAUCAUCACGCUCCACCGCCUUCUUGCUGAGUCAGAUGAUGGACUCUGUCUCUCACAAUGGUGACUGGGCUAUGUACUCAGACACCACUCUCAUUCCCAAGACAAAUAAGAUCCACUGGUGUUGGCAACUGAAAUUCACUGCAGCGAAGAAUGUAGCAAAUGUGACUGAGACAAUGCUGAGAGUGUGUGGUGGUACUGCCUACAAGACUGAGUUGGGUCUGGAGCGACUAUACCGUGAUGGUAAGGCUGGCUGGGUGAUGGCGCCCUCCAAUGAGGUGCUGCGAAACCUUAUUGGGCUGGCAGCACUCACAGGCUUCCCUGCCAUUGACCUGUGGGAAGAGUCCACCAAUCAACGUGUGGUGCGUCGAGAAGUGAGGAAGAUGUCACCUAGCCAGAAGGAGGCUCUGGGGCGCCAGCUGCUUGAAGAAGCUGCUCGGGAAACAUCUAACAUUGCUCCCUUGUAUCCGUACCAAGGCACAGACUUUGUGAACCCAUUCAACACAGCCCCACCUACAUUUGUUCCAGAAAUGAAGAGAAGUGAUGGAGUGGUGCAUGGAGCAGCCCUGCACCAAGACGCCUGGACCUCCCUUGCCCUCAUCUCACGCCAUGACCUCACCAGCAAAAUGACAGCCUUUACCUUUGCCCUCCCAAACCCCACAGACCACACUGGAUGUCUGCCAGGCCAGUUUGUUGCGGUACAGCUGAUGGAAUCCGGGAAGCAAUACCUCCGCUACUUCUCACCAGUGUCUCGUCCUGAUGACUUUGGGCGGCUGGAGGUGGUGCUUAAGUAUGAGACUCAGGGAAUGCUCUCCACCUUUUUCAAAAGUCUUCAGCCAGGCAACUUGGUGGAGUUCCAAGGUCCUUGUGGUGGCUUUGAGUACAAUGCCAAUCAGCUUGAUGAGAUCAUAGUGCUGGUUGGUGGAGCAGGAAUCACCCCGGCAUUACAACUUGCCCGCUGUCUUGCCCAUGACUCUACAGACAAUACUCGUCUUACUCUCCUCUACUAUUCUGACUGCUUCCAAGACAUUCUCUACUACUCUGAGCUAAAGGAACUGGAAGAAAUGUCUAAAGGACAAAUCCAAGUGAUCCAUACGCUGGGUGAGGCUCCCGAAGGCUGGAAGGGGGAGGACGGAUUCAUUGACACGGACAAAAUAAACCGCUUUGUGACUAAGCCAAAUGGAGUUAAACGUAAGGUGGUGAUCUGUGGAGGACCAACCAUGAGCAUUGCCUGUCUGUUUUCCCUUCAACAGCUAGGCUUUUCUCCACAAUCCAUCUAUAUCUAUGGCCAGUUUGGGGUAGAAUUGGUGAAGGCAGUGUAUGGGCGUAGUGCACUCCUCUCUAGCCAUGACUGUCAUACACAGGUAUGACAAGGUGUGUUAUUGGCAGUGAACAGUUAGUAUCAGUAAUUAAGGUUUUGUAGUGUGUGUAUUUGUCUUGUCCUUGUCAUUCAUUCUUUCUUUGAUGUUUUCCUUCCUGGAUCAUAUUGAGCCUUCAGAAUCUUCUCUCUUGUCUGCCCCAUUAAAGCCACAUGAUAAAAUUGUGUCAGUAA